Molecule: messenger RNA, 3368 nt
Organism: Nicotiana tabacum (common tobacco)
Lineage: Eukaryota; Viridiplantae; Streptophyta; Magnoliopsida; Solanales; Solanaceae
Product: AMP deaminase
Biological process (GO): IMP salvage; AMP metabolic process
Cellular component (GO): cytosol
Molecular function (GO): AMP deaminase activity
Source: RefSeq, a predicted model, not a curated record
UCUCCCUAUAAAUACUCUUCUCCAGCUUCCCUCUUCUCUUCCAAAGGAGAACACACUUUUCUCAGUCUCUACUAUUCAGUAGGUUUUCUCAGUUUCAAAACAACAGUUGUAGCAUACAAAAUUACCACAGCAAAACAAAUUCUCUAAGUUUCGAGAAGGAAAAAAUGGAUGCAUAUACAGUUCACCUAGCGAUGGCGGCACUAGUCGGAGCAUCGCUAGUGGCGGUAUCGGCGUAUUAUAUGCACCGUAAAACCCUAAAUCAGUUAUUAGAGUUUGCGAAAACGAUAGAUAGGGAUAGGGACCGGGAUGACGUGGCGACGACGGAGGACGUCGACGGUGAAGAGGCAGAGAAGCAUUUGAGGAAGUACGGCGGUGUUGCUGCGGAGAAGCGUCGGAAUCAUAGCCGGAGGAAAGGGAGUAAUGGAUAUUACCGCCGUGCUUCAGCUUCGUUGCCCGACGUGACUACGGCGACUUCCGGCGAGGUUGAGGAAAACAGGAAUGGUCCUGUACACGUGGAUUCUAUUCCGGUCGGUUUGCCUAGGCUUCACACGCUUCCUGAAGGGAAAUCGAGAUCCGCACAUUCUCUGAGACCUACUUCUCCCAAGUCUCCAGUUGCAAGUGCCAGUGCAUUUGAAAGUAUAGAAGGAUCAGACGAGGAAGACAAUUUGACUGACAAUGCUAAACUCGACACUUCAUAUCUACACACCAAUGGGAAUGUGGGCCCAGAUGUCAAUGGGGAUCAAAUGGCGAUGGCUGCACCAAGUAUGAUUCGCACGCACAGUGUAUCUGGUGACCUGCAUGGUGUUCAACCUGAUCCAAUAGCUGCAGAUAUUCUAAGGAAAGAGCCGGAGCAAGAAACAUUUGUACGACUGAAGAUAUCUCCUGGUGAGACACCAUCUGCCGAUGAAGCGGAGGUUUAUCGGAACAUACAAGCAUGUCUUGAACUGAGACGAAGUUACGUAUUCAGGGAGGCUGUUGCUCCUUGGGUGAAGGAAGUAAUUUCUGAUCCAAGCACCCCAAAGCCAAAUCCAAAUCCAUUUGAAUUCACUGCAGAAGGAAAAUCUGAUCAUUAUUUUCAGAUGGAAGAUGGAGUUGUUCAUGUAUAUGCAAAUAAAGAUUCGAAAGAGAAACUUUUUCCUGUUGCUGAUGCUACGACCUUUUUCACCGACUUUCAUCACAUCCUUAAAGUAAUAGCAGCUGGGAAUAUCAGAACUUUAUGUCACCAUCGCCUAGUGCUUCUGGAACAAAAAUUCAAUCUUCAUUUGAUGCUCAAUGCGGAUCGAGAGUUCCUUGCUCAGAAAAGUGCACCUCAUCGUGACUUCUACAAUGUGAGGAAGGUUGAUACCCAUGUUCAUCACUCAGCAUGCAUGAAUCAGAAACAUUUGUUAAGAUUUAUCAAGUCAAAGUUGAGGAAGGAGCCAGAUGAGGUUGUGAUAUUUCGUGAUGGAACAUAUAUGACCUUAAAGGAAGUCUUUGAGAGCUUGGAUUUGACCGGGUAUGAUCUCAAUGUUGACCUAUUAGAUGUUCAUGCUGACAAGAGCACCUUUCAUCGUUUUGACAAAUUUAACCUCAAGUACAAUCCAUGCGGUCAAAGUAGGCUGAGAGAGAUUUUUCUCAAGCAGGAUAAUCUUAUACAAGGCCGUUUUCUUGCCGAACUGACUAAGCAAGUAUUUUGUGAUCUUGCUGCAAGCAAAUAUCAAAUGGCAGAAUACAGGAUAUCAAUAUAUGGCCGAAAGAUGAGUGAAUGGGACCAACUUGCAAGCUGGAUCGUAAACAAUGAACUUUACAGUGAAAAUGUUGUCUGGUUGAUCCAGCUUCCAAGACUAUAUAACAUAUACAAAGAAAUGGGAAUUGUAACAUCAUUUCAAAAUAUCCUAGACAACAUCUUUCUGCCCUUGUUUGAGGUUACUGUGAACCCAGAUUCACAUCCUCACCUGCACAUCUUCUUGAAACAGGUUGUUGGAUUGGAUUUGGUGGAUGAUGAAAGCAAACCCGAAAGGAGGCCUACCAAACACAUGCCUACACCUGCUCAAUGGACCAAUGCAUUCAAUCCUGCCUACUCAUACUACGUGUACUAUUGUUAUGCGAACCUCUACACCCUGAAUAAGCUACGCGAGUCAAAGGGCAUGACGACCAUCAAAUUCCGGCCACAUUCUGGGGAGGCUGGAGAUAUUGACCACCUUGCAGCAACUUUCUUAACAGCCCAUAAUAUUGCUCAUGGUAUCAAUUUGAGAAAGUCUCCUGUUCUCCAAUACCUGUACUACUUGGCCCAGAUUGGCUUGGCAAUGUCUCCUCUCAGUAACAACUCUUUAUUUUUGGACUACCAUCGAAAUCCUCUUCCCAUGUUCUUCUUGAGGGGCCUGAAUGUUUCUCUUUCAACUGAUGAUCCAUUGCAAAUUCACUUAACAAAAGAAGCCCUCGUUGAGGAAUACAGUAUAGCUGCUUCAGUUUGGAAGUUGAGCGCAUGUGAUUUAUGUGAGAUUGCACGUAAUUCAGUAUACCAGUCAGGCUUCUCCCAUGCGCUAAAGUCCCACUGGAUUGGGAAGGAGUACUACAUAAGAGGGCCAGAUGGAAACGACAUUCAUAGGACAAAUGUGCCUCAUAUCAGGCUCGAAUUCCGCGAUAUGAUAUGGAGGGAGGAGAUGCAACAGGUUUUUCUGGGCAAGGCUGUAUUUCCUGCAUUCGUUGACCCAUGAUCUGCAAUGCUAAUGCAUUAUCACGGGCUCUGGGUAUCGAUUCACAGUAUCUGGAGAGUUGCCCAUCCGGUAACUCAAGAAGCUUCUCCACCAUGAGAUAUCUGGAUUUUUGAAGCUGAGAGGGUGAAAUUUUGGUAUAUGCUAAGAGCUUAUUAGCCAAAGAUGUGAAAGACCAUUGGAUAUAUAUACUUGAUAGUUCAGGAAGCAACUGGAGCUUAGAGCCUAUAGCACAACCAGCAAGGCAGUCCGUCCACUAUAUACGGAAGCAAGCAACAACAGCCCGUGAAUAAGGAGUUAUGUAUAUCAUGUGUGUCGUAGGUUACAAACUUCAGAUGCAUCGCAAGAUGGAAUUCUGAAUGUUCCAUGGUUCUGUUGUAUCAUAUUUGACAUCUUGGCUAAAUAAAGAGUGCUUCCGCCCAAUUUUCUUUACUUUUUCCCCUUUGGGUGAAGAGGUGAAGCUGUUGUGAGGGAACGAGGCGGAGUUGGGUUUUGAUUUGUUAAUGCACCACAUAUAUUCGCAUAUGUAUUUAUUACGUGCUUUAGCAAUAUUGAGUUGGUUAUAUAAUUCCUGAGCUAUGUAUUUGAGUUAUUAUAGUUUGAUAGCACAAAGCCAUGGCACUUUACUAGUAAUAAUUUUGAAGACUGUCUCCUCGAGUUGAGGCUUUGUCGGAA